UCGGAGGUACCCAACAAAAUUCUUGUUCUCGUAUUAUUAUUAUGUUUUGCACCGAAUCAGUUUUUUUUUGGUUAUUCCUGAGAAGGAGAGUAGCAGCGGAGGGAUUUUCCGGCGAUGGGAGAUGAUAAAUCGACGAUCGUGAUGGGGAGUAGAGAUCUAGAGCUUCUAAUUCCGGUCGCUGAUUCCGUCCACGAUGAUUCCUCCAAACAUUCUCCUUCUUUCGCUCCUUCGCAUCAUUCCGGCCGCGAGACCUUUUACAAAGUUUUCCAGAGCUGGGCUUCAAAAAAGUUCAUGACCGGAUGUGCCAUUCUAUUUCCUAUAGCAAUCACUUUCUACGUAACAUGGUGGUUUAUUCACUUUGUUGAUGGCUUUUUCUCUCCAAUUUUUCUUCAACUCGGCAUUAAUGUAUUUGGUCUUGGAUUUGUAACUUCUAUAACAUUCAUCUUCGUGAUUGGGGUAUUCAUGUCCUCGUGGUUGGGAGCAUCUGUGCUUGGCCUUGGUGAGUGGUUUAUCAAGCGGAUGCCAUUCGUUCGUCAUAUCUACAAUGCCUCCAAGCAAAUUAGUUCUGCUAUAUCACCAGAUCAGAGCUCACAGGCCUUCAAGGAAGUAGCCAUCAUUAAACAUCCUCGUAUUGGUGAAUAUGCUUUUGGGUUCAUCACUUCAUCUGUUACUCUGCAGAAGUUCUCUGGGGAAGAGGAGCUAUGUUGCGUCUAUGUUCCCACAAAUCAUCUUUACAUUGGCGAUAUAUUCCUCAUUAAUACCCAGGAUGUUAUCAGACCGAAUCUAUCAGUUCGUGAAGGAAUUGAAAUCGUAGUCUCAGGAGGGAUGUCGAUGCCGCAAAUGCUGACAACGAUAGACACACAGUUGCCGCCGCUGGAAAGAAGUAGAUCUGACAUAACCUAAGGUUUAAGGUGACAAUUGUAGGAGUUCCUUAUUUAUUUUACUUUCUGAUGAUUUCAAAUUGAAGUCAUCAGUGUGCCUUCGCAAUCGAUGUAUAUAGGUAAUGCAGGAUUCGGGAUGAGAUUAUAAGUUUUGUAUGAACCUGAUGCAUUACUGAGUUGAUUUAUU
Molecule: messenger RNA, 1068 nt
Organism: Gossypium raimondii (Peruvian cotton)
Lineage: Eukaryota; Viridiplantae; Streptophyta; Magnoliopsida; Malvales; Malvaceae
Product: protein CONTINUOUS VASCULAR RING 1
Exons: 7
Coding region: 115-903 (262 amino acids)
Biological process (GO): stem vascular tissue pattern formation
Cellular component (GO): Golgi apparatus
Source: RefSeq, a predicted model, not a curated record